AUGACUCAGACCAUCUCAGCUGUCUCUAGCAUAUCAAACGCUGUCUCGGCAGCAAAUGCAACAGAGAACGAUGUCUACGUAUCCGUCAACGGCGAGCUGGUUCGAAACACCCUUGAUAUCAUGCGCAAGUUCGUAGAUCCUUCUGUACCCCCUGUCUCGUAUAUGGUGUCCUCGGCAUACGUCCAAGAACGUCUGACACCUGUUAACGAAUUCCAAGAUGCCCAAAAAAUUGCAUUUUACAAUCUCGCCAAAGCCUACCUGUCUGCCAACCCAUCACUUAGUUCUUCCUAUGUCCCCAACUCUAUGGCUAUUGCACAAUCAGCACCAGGUUUUAUUGCAAAUAGAGACCUUCGAGCCCUUGCCCGCAAGCACAACGAAAAGGUGCAGGAAGGAAUGCGUAUUUUGCGUGCUCGUACUGAGGAGCAUCUCGAAUUCGUCUUUUCAGUAAGCAUUGACCGCCUUGCAACAGCCAGACGUGGCUCUUCGUCUGUGGACCUUGCAAGUCUCAUUGACAUUCGCCUCCCUGAUGUUAUUCCGUUCGAGGGAGCCUUUGCCACUGCAACCCGCCGUUACAAGGAACAUAUUGCAGCAGCUAUUACGGAUUACCUUAAUGAUACCUCAAGAAGGCGUGGAUACUCCACUGCAAUCAUAAAACAGGCAAAGGUCUUCAACCGUAGUGACCUUGAUCCUCUCCCACGUGCUGAGACCCGUCAUCUGGACAUUGACAUUGAGGACAUCACAGAUGACGAGUCUGAGACUUGUGUGGUUUCGGAUGGUCCUUCUGGCUUACAGGCUACUGUGACACCAGACGAGGAGUACUGGGGGAACGACAACCCCCCAACACUUGAAGUUCUCCGAGCACUCGAGCAAGCCGAGUCAGAAUAUACGUCUACAACAGUUCAGGCAGGCAGUACAGUUGGUGCUCGGGUUGUCAGGGAUGAGGGUCCUGGUCGUCGUCAAACCAUCUCAAACCGCCGCACAGAUGAGGUCGGAUUAGAUAGCACUCAGGCUCAAAUUGUCCAGUCUCAUGGUACGAUUGUGAUUCCGGCUGGGUACAGUAUUAUUAUUGCCUCUCCACCUAUGUCCAACAGUCCAGAUACUCCUCACUGCCUCAGUUCACCUCAGUCACCUCAGUCAUCUCAAUCAUCUCAGCCAUGCAUUAUAAUUGCAUCUCCUGAAGCUUCUUCCGAGUCCAACCUUUCCAGUGAGGCAGUAUCCACCGAAGCAGCACCCACUGAAGUAGCACCCACUGAAGCGGCACUCACUGAAACAGUACCCACGGCCUCUCGUAUCAGACGCUCCCUCAGACGUGCACCACGUACUGUGUGUUCGGAAGCCGUUUCUAAUAAUACCUUCGGAGUUUGA
Fomitiporia mediterranea MF3/22 is the source of this 1365-nucleotide messenger RNA. RefSeq lists its product as uncharacterized. Lineage: Eukaryota; Fungi; Basidiomycota; Agaricomycetes; Hymenochaetales; Hymenochaetaceae. The transcript has 4 exons. The record is from RefSeq and is a predicted model, not a curated record. Bases 1 to 1365 code for a protein of 454 amino acids.